Molecule: messenger RNA, 1154 nt
Organism: Haemorhous mexicanus (house finch)
Lineage: Eukaryota; Metazoa; Chordata; Aves; Passeriformes; Fringillidae
Biological process (GO): response to bacterium
Source: RefSeq, a predicted model, not a curated record
GCGGCCCAGAGGAGGCGGCACGGCCGCAGCAGAGCCGGGGCUCAGGGGCACAGCGAGGCUCGGCCGGCGGAGCGGCGGCAUGCGGCGGUGUCGGGGCGCGGGGCUGGCGGCGCUGGCCGCGCUGCUGCUCGUGGCUGCGGUCAGAGCCCAAUUGCAGCAGGAGCCAUUCCUGGAGAUCCUUGAGGGCACCAGCAUCAGCAUCAAGUGCUCACACCCCAAUAUUCGAACUGGCGAUUUCAUCCACUUCUACCGUCACCUGCCGGGCCGAGCACCCGAAUAUUUGUCCGUGACUGCUAAAGCGUCCAAGGAAGUGCGAGCUCCUGAAGGGCGUCUGACGGUGUCGGCAGAUCGGCGUUCGAGCGCGCUGUGGCUCGCUGGGCCCCGGCGCGGGGACGCGGCCGUGUAUUACUGCGCGCUGGGGGCCCGGCCAGAGCAGCCGGGGCUGCGGCCGGGCACGAACCGCCGCGGGCGGGGCCAGCAGGGGGCGCUGCCGCUCCGCCCGCCGCCCUCCCGGGCCGCCGCUCCGCAGCUCCUUCCCCUGCCCCGAGCCCGCCCCACCGACAGCGCACAGCCCCGCACGGCCCCCAGCCCGCCCGCAACCUGCGCUCACACAGUCCCCCCACACAGCCCGGCCUCCCCUCGCUCCCGAGCCCGACUCUGCCUCACACCGAACUGCUGCGGGCUGCGCCUCUGCCAGCGCCUCUCGCUCUCCGGCCACGGCUGCUGCUGCUGCUCUCAGCCGGCUUUGCAAAGCACAGAGCUGCUCCUUGAGAGCACCAGGGCUGGGAGCUGACCAAGGAGCUGCACUGGCAGGCACGCAGGGCCUAAUUCAUGGAGUUUUGUCGCAUCAGUAGGUCAAGGGGUGAGAGGGGUUUGCAAUGAGGUUUUACGAGGCGACAGAGGAAACUCCAUCUCUAUCUCUGCAGAAUUGUCCCUAUUCCAUCCUGCAAAGUCAAUAGAAGCAGCAUUGUCUCAGGGAUGGGUAGCACAGGUGUACUUUCAAUCCCACCCGAGUUUGGAAUUCACUUCUCUCCAUUUUCUUCUCUUUCUCCGAUUUCCCCAAACACCUAUGGUUGUGCAUUCAGCAUCUUCCUGAAACAGUAGAACAUCUGGGAGGGAAAACAAUAAAUGUGUGGGAGUAGAGGAGCAUUUCA